UAGAGGGAAGCUAGUGUCUUAAGAGAAUGAGUAACUCUUCAGCAGGACCCAGUAAAGUGAGAGUUGGAUCAUCCCAGCCAUCAGAAGCUGCACUUAAGCGCAAGCGAGGAGUUUUUCAGAAAGAUUUGCAGCACAUGAUGUAUGGUUUUGGUGAUGAUCCCAAUCCGCUUCCAGAAACUGUUGCGCUCGUGGAGGACAUUGUUGUGGAGUAUGUAACUGAUCUGGUGCAUAAAGCUCAAGAUAUUGCAUCGAAAAGGGGAAAGCUAUUAACUGAGGAUUUCUUGUUCCUAAUUCGUAAGAAUAUGGUGUGGGUCUAUGACAUCGUGUGCCAGCAACCAAAGAUAAGCUAACUGGGCUACUUUGUUGAUUUUCUUCCCUUCCCCCAAUUAGCUUCAACAAAAUUAUGCGGGCUAACGUUUUCUCUGAAACGUACUCUUGAGGAUCAUGUGGCCUGUUCUUGCUUUUUGGAAUUCGACCUAUUAUCUUAACAUGUGAAUGAGUGUACUAAUUGGUUUUUUUUUUUUUUUUUCAUUUGGUUGUGUGCCUAAUAUAAACUCAAUCAUUUGGUCGUUUGUAGGACCUGCCUAAGCUCAACCGCUCGACAGAACUGCUGUCUAUGAAUGAGGAACUGAAACAAGCAAGGAAGGCUUUUGAGGUUGACGAAGAAAAGCUGGCAACAAUUGAGUGAUACGGGAAUGGAACUCUCCCUUUUUCCUCAGUUUACUCUUCUUCAGUGAGGUCUACGAGUUACUAUAUGGUAUGUCUUUUGUGUCGCAGUGUAAAAACAAAUGAACUGUCCUCAACUAAUACAAGUUGGAGUUUGAUAGAUCUUUAUUCGAGUAUUGUACACUAAACAAUUGCUCUGGCCUUGGAUGCAUUACCUGGUAGAAUUUGAAUC
Molecule: messenger RNA, 898 nt
Organism: Rhododendron vialii
Lineage: Eukaryota; Viridiplantae; Streptophyta; Magnoliopsida; Ericales; Ericaceae
Product: transcription initiation factor TFIID subunit 13
Exons: 5
Coding region: 27-350 (107 amino acids)
Biological process (GO): transcription by RNA polymerase II
Molecular function (GO): protein heterodimerization activity
Source: RefSeq, a predicted model, not a curated record